UUAUUAUUUAAAUAAUCAAAAAAACUCGCACCCUACCCACGCACCACGUAUAUAAUCUGCCUUCCUCGUCUCUCCGACGGACAGAUCUCUCGUCGACUACUCAACAGCUAUCAGUUUCUCAUCCUCCAAUUCGAUUCCUUUUUCUUUCUCAAUUUUCCUUUUUGUUUUCCCGGAAAAUUCUUGUUUCUUCCUUACCCAAACAUCGAAUUCUCUCCGAUUCGGUUCGCGGAAGAAAAAGAUUCCGUCGGAUUUCGUUGAAUUUCGUCAGUUUACUGUUACAUUGUGGGAAUUAGGGUUUCGGAGGAGAUUGACGUGAACUGGGUUGAUUUUGGAAUCGUGCUUAAUAGGAUAAUUUUGGGUUCAAAUUGGGGAACAAUUCGGCGAGAUUCCGAGGUUUGGUGUUUGUUUGAAUCGAAGUUUGUUGUGAAAUUAGGGUUAUGUUGUUGAUUCGGGAAGCGAAUUCGAUAGGUUAAAAUGUUUGGAGAAGAUGAUUUUUAGACGGACGAUGAAAUUCGAAAUGCAGAACCUCAAGCGGUGCAUGGCGGAGGACAUUGAUUCGGAAGAGGAGGAGAGAGAGGCGGGUUCUGUCAAUCCGAAGAAGCAGAAGAAAAAUGGGUUUUACUCAGUUCCCGUGAAGAAGGGCUUCGAUAGGAUUCAUGGCGAUGAAGGAGGUUACAGUAGCGUCGUGGAUUCUUGUUGCAACGAAGUUUCGUAUCUUGCCGUCGAAGUUGAAUCGGAUUUCAACAACCCUAAUAAUGGAAAUCAGAGUCGUCCUCCGCUUUUGAGAUCGUCGCGAGGACGUGUUCAGGUACUUCCGUCUCGAUUCAAUGACUCUGUUAUCGAUUCAUGGAAGAAGAAGAACUGUUCUACACUUGAUGAUGAUAACGAAUCGUGUUUUGAUGGUAGUGAAACUGCAAUGUUCAAUAAAAAGAGAAUUAUACGUGAAUUGGGAGACAAGUGUAGUUUACAAAAACAUAGUUUUAAUCCGUUUUCUGUGGAAGUAGAGGAGGAGGGAGCAAUUGGGUGCAAUGGGUUCAAGGAUUUGAGUUCUCGAAGCUCUGUAACAUCGAUUCAUGAGGAGAACAGUUCACCUUUGUUAGAAGCUGAUGAGUAUGUUCCAAGGCUGCCUAGUAAUUUUAGCGGUGAAGAGAAAUCGGCAGGGAAAGCUUCGAAGAGGACGGACUUUUAUAAGCCAGAGGACUUUGUUUUAGGUGAUAUCGUUUGGGCAAAAUCAGGGAAGAAAUACCCGGCUUGGCCGGCUAUUGUGAUCGAUCCCCUUUGGCAAGCUCCUAAGCCGGUCCUGAAGGCUUGUGUUCCCGGCACCAUCUGUGUUAUGUAUUAUGGAUUUUCAAAAAAUGGAAAACAAAGGGACUAUGCAUGGGUGAAAGAUGGAAUGAUUUUCCCAUUCUUAGAGUACAUGGACAGAUUUCGGACGCAGACACAGUUGUAUGGCAGCAAGCCAAUAGAUUUUCAAAUGGCAAUAGACGAGGCAAUUUUAGCAGAAAAUGGUUACACUGAUACAGGACUUGAAACUGAUCCUGCAACAAAUCACAUUGAAAUUCAAGAGGCAACUGGUUCCAAUCAUGAUCAAGAGGGCUGGUCUCAUAGCCAGGAUGCAUAUUAUAAGAAGGACACACAACUUUGUCACAGCUGUGGCUUGAUUCUGCCAUGCAAAACAACGAAGAAAAAGAAGGGCUCAACUUGUGAAGUUCAGUAUUUAUGCGAACAUUGUGCUAAGUUAUGGAAAUCAAAACAAUAUUGUGGUGUAUGCAAGAAGAUUUGGCAUCAUUCAGAUGGUGGGAGCUGGGUAUGCUGUGAUGGUUGCAAUGUUUGGGUGCAUGCUGAGUGUGCCAAAAUUUGUGGCAAACUUUUAAAGGAUCUGGAGCACACUGAUUAUUACUGCCCUGAGUGCAAAGGAGAGUCUAAUUGUGAACUAUUGGUUACAGAAAAACAGCAGUCAAAAGUCAGGCCUACUGAAAACAGUGGUCAAACUGUGAUGCCUGAAAAAGUAACUGUUGUCUGCACUGGAAUGGAAGGGAUCUAUUUUCCAAGUCUUCAUUUAGUUGAGUGCAAGUGUGGUUCAUGUGGAACAAAGAAACAAACAGUUGGUGAAUGGGAACGACAUACAGGUUCUAGAGCGAAAAAAUGGAAGGUUAGCAUCAAAGUGAAGGGUUCAACUCUAACGCUGGAGAAAUGGAUCGCAGAGUAUAAUGCAAAUGGCUUUAAUCCGCUGAAGUUAAAUAAACAGCAGCUACUUUCUUUUCUCCAAGAGAAAUAUGAACCUGUUCAUGCAAAGUGGACAACAGAACGAUGUGCUAUAUGUAGAUGGGUUGAGGAUUGGGACUAUAACAACAUUGUUAUUUGCAACAGGUGUCAAAUAGCAGUCCAUCAAGAGUGCUAUGGAGCAAACAAUGUUCAGGAUUUUACAUCAUGGGUUUGCAGAGCAUGCGAAACUCCUAAUGUUGAGAGGGAGUGUUGUCUCUGCCCUGUUAAAGGGGGAGCUUUGAAACCAACUGAUGUUGACUCCCUGUGGGUCCAUGUCACAUGUGCUUGGUUCCAGCCUGAAGUUGCUUUUGUAGAUGCUGAGAAGAUGGAGCCUGCAGUUGGAAUUCUUAGAAUUCCAUCACAUUCUUUUGUAAAGCCAUGUGUUAUUUGCAAGCAGACUCAUGGUUCUUGCACUCAGUGUUACAAGUGUGCCACUGCUUUUCAUUCAAUGUGUGCAUUGAGAGCAGGAUAUCGCAUGGAAAUGCAUUGCUUGGAGAAGAAUGGGAAACAAAUGACCAAAUGGGUUUCAUAUUGUGCGGCUCACAGGGACCCUAACCCAGACGGCGUGUUAAUUAUGCAGACUCCGGUUGGGGUAUUCUCUACUGGAGGCUUGCUCCAAAACCAGAAGCAAGAACAUUACUUCAGGGGUUCAAGGCUUGUUUCAACUAAGAGAGCAGAACUUCCUGAUCUGUCAAAUGAUUCAAACGUGGAUACUAAUGACUUUGAGCCACUCUCUGCUGCAAGGUGUCGUAUCUUUAGAAGAUCAAACAAUAAGAAUGCUGGAGCAGAACCAAUAUCCCACCGACUGAGGGGGCCAAGCCAUCAUUCUUUAGACGAGAUAGAUUCCUUAAACUCAGAUGGAGAAGUUGAAGAUCCAAAGGCUUUUGCUACAUUCAGGGAACGGCUCAACCACUUGCAGAAAACAGAACGUUAUCGGAUUUGUUUUGGUAAAUCUGGAAUACAUGGAUGGGGCCUAUUUGCACGUCAGAAUAUUCAAGAAGGAGAAAUGGUUCUUGAGUAUCGUGGUGAGCAGGUGAGGCGUAGUGUUGCAGAUUUAAGAGAAGCACGCUACCGGUUAGAAGGAAAAGAUUGCUAUCUAUUCAAGAUCAGCGAGGAAGUAGUAAUUGAUGCUACAAAUAAAGGAAAUAUAGGACGAUUGAUCAACCAUUCUUGCAUGCCCAACUGCUAUGCAAGGAUCAUGAGUAUGGGUGAAGAAGAAAGUCGGAUAGUUCUUAUUGCCAAGACUGAUGUGGCCGCUGGUGAUGAGUUAACGUACGAUUACUUGUUCGAUACUGAUGAGCGUGAAGAAUCCAAAGUCCCCUGUUUAUGUAGAGCUCCUAACUGUCGGAAAUUCAUGAAUUAGGUUUACAUGAAAAAAAAAGAAAAGAAUGGACAGCUUUUUUUUUUUCUUCUUCAAGUGGCAUUUGACCAUCUCACAACCCAUGAGAUUUAGUGUGUUUACUAUAGUGAAUUUGUAAUUCUUUUACAACCCCAACCAUUUUUUGUAAUUUGCUUUUUUAGUUACAAUAACAUGUGAAUUCACCGACUAUAGGCUGGUAUUUUUGUAGAUUUGCUGCCUGUCUUCUUAUUAAUGAUUAUAAAUUUUUGCAGACAA
Messenger RNA from Camellia sinensis, 3880 nucleotides. RefSeq names its product SET domain protein 14 (gene SDG14). Gene Ontology annotation, biological process: regulation of transcription by RNA polymerase II. NCBI's taxonomy places the organism in Eukaryota, Viridiplantae, Streptophyta, Magnoliopsida, Ericales, Theaceae. Gene Ontology annotation, molecular function: protein binding. The record is from RefSeq and is a predicted model, not a curated record.